Messenger RNA from Cicer arietinum (chickpea), 1430 nucleotides. RefSeq lists its product as uncharacterized. The record is from RefSeq and is a predicted model, not a curated record. Gene Ontology annotation, molecular function: phosphatidic acid binding. Lineage: Eukaryota; Viridiplantae; Streptophyta; Magnoliopsida; Fabales; Fabaceae.
CAACAAUAAAUCAACAAUUUGGAUCUAAAUCAUCAUCAUUUCUCUGAAUCGCGUUGAAUCCCAAAAACAAAAAUGUCUUACUAUUCAAGAGGUGGUAGAAACAACGACGACGAAAGCGUCGAUGAUUUCGACGAAUACGAUCCAACACCAUACGGUGGUGGUUACGACAUUCACCUAACUUACGGUCGUCCUAUUCCACCCUCCGAUGAAACAUGUUACCCUUCUGCUUCUUCCGACGAUCAUUUCGAUUACGAUCGUCCUCAAUUUUCCUCUCACUCUGAACCUUCUGCUUAUGGUGAUGAAGCUCUCGCUACUGAAUAUAGUAGCUAUUCUAGACCUAAACCUAGACCUGCCCCUUCUAAUUUCAAUCCUGGAGGAUCUGGCUAUGCUGGUGGUAGGAGGAAAGAUUCUGAUUUUGAAUCUGGGUAUGGUGGUGGCUCCCAGGAAACUGAAUAUGGGUCUGGUUAUGGUGGAAGGAAGCAAGAAUCUGAAUAUGGGUCUGGUUAUGGUGGAGGGAAUGAGGAGUCUGGAUAUGGAAGGAGGAAGGAGGAAUCUGGAUAUGGAUCGGGGUAUGGUGGUGGGAGGAAUGAGGAAUCGGAAUAUGGAUCGGGAUAUGGUGGUGGCAGGAAGGAGGAAACUGAGUAUGGAUCGGGGUAUGGUGGUGGGAGGAAGAAUGAAAGUUCGGAAUAUGGAGGUGGAUAUGGAAGGAGGAAUGAGGAAGAGAAUGAAGGGUAUGGGAGGAAGAAGAGUGAGGAAUCGGAGUAUGGAUCGGGGUAUGGUGGGAGGAAGAAGAGUGAUUAUGGGGAGGAAGAGAGACCUAGUUAUGGAAGGAGUGAGUAUGAAGAGAAACCUAGUUAUGGAAGGAGUGAGUAUGAAGAGAAACCUAGUUAUGGAAGGAGUGAGUAUGAGGUGAAACCUAGCUAUGGAAGGAGUGAGUAUGAAGAGAAACCUAGCUAUGGAAGGAGUGAGUAUGAAGAGAAACCUAGCUAUGGAAGGAGUGAAAAUGUGAGUGAGGAAGGUGUUGAGUAUGGUUAUGAGCGUCGGGAGAGGCGUGGUGAUGAUGAUGAUGAGGGUUAUGGACGUAAGAAAUAUGGAGACAAUGGCUCUGAUGAGGAUGAGGGGAGGAAGAAGCAUCACCACAAGAGUCACCAUCGCAAGAGUUACGAUGACGAGUAAACAAAACAAAAAUGGUUGCUGCGUGAAUGGAAGUCAUCCCAUAGUUACCUACUAAAUAAAGGGUUGACACAUGUCAUAAUAUACUAUGAAGUCUUGAGCUUUCAGAACUAUUGGUAUAAACUAUAUGUGAUGUUUUGUUGUUUGGCUUGAGUUAUAUAAUAAUAUCCCUAAUGUUUGAGUUGUUUGUGUUGGACUAAUUAUCUCUGAUGUGAAAAGUUUGAAUUCAAUUACGCAUAUGUUUGGUUUGACAGUGA